AUGAGGGCGUGCAGACUCCAGUAUGCAGGAGCGCAGGAUGUGACCCUGGGGACGGAGGGAGGAGGACCGGACAGCCAGGCGGGGAGCGAGUCCAAACUGACCGUGGAGGAUCUGUUCAAACCCCAGUUUAUGGUCCACGACCCUGAAGCCAAAUGGAUUAAUGAUUCAGAAGUCAUCUACAGAAAUCGCGACGGCCACGUCAUCAAGUUCAACAUCCUCACAAACGAGACAGAGUUUGUCCUGACCAACACAACAUUUGUUAAUUUCAACGUUGCAAAAUAUUCUGUGUCACCGGACCUGAAAUAUGUGCUUUUUGCCUACGAUGUCAAACAGGUUUACCGUCAUUCCUACAUGGCCUCCUAUAGCAUCUACAACAUUCACACCAGGGAGGUGUGGGAGCUGGACCCUCCAGAGGUGCUUAACUCCGUCCUGCAGUACGCUGCCUGGGGUGUCCAGGGCCAGCAGCUGAUCUACGUGUUUGAAAACAACAUCUACUACCAAACAGACGUCAAGAGUAACUCCUUACGACUGACCUCAUCAGGGAAGGAAGGGGUGAUCUUCAACGGGGUUGCUGAUUGGCUGUACGAGGAGGAGGUUCUCCAGACACAUGUGGCCCAUUGGUGGUCUCCAGAUGGAGAGAGGCUGGCUUUCCUGGUCCUCAACGACACACUGGUACCCAACAUGGCCCUGCCUCGCUUCACUGGCACCAUCUACCCAAAGGGGAGGCAGUACCCCUACCCUAAGGCUGGAUCUCCCAACCCCACUGUGAAGCUGCUGGUGGUGAACCUAUACGGCCCCACACAUACACAGGAGCUUACCCCCCCGGACAGCCUGAAACUGAGGGAACACUACGUGACCAUGGUUACCUGGAUCAGCAAAACCAAGACAGCAGUCAGGUGGCUGAACCGUGCCCAGAACAUCUCCAUCCUGACCGUGUGUGACACGACCACAGGAGCCUGCGUCAGGAGGCAUGAAGAAACGUCAGAGCUCUGGCUUUCAAAGCAGAACCAGGAACCGGUGUUUUCCAAGGACGGCAACAGAUUCUUCAUGACGGUUCCUGUCAAGCAAGGAGGCCGUGGGGAGUUCCAUCAUAUUGCCAUGUUCACCACUCAGUUCAGAGCGGAUCAAAAUGAAGUUCGCCAUCUGACAUCAGGAAACUGGGAGGUGACGAAGAUCCUGGCAUACGAUGAGACCAACGAGAACAUAUAUUUCCUCAGCACUGAGGGAUCACCACGGAGACGACAGCUGUUCAGCGUGAAGACGGUGGGUCUGUUCCCCAGACGCUGCCUGACGUGUGAGCUAAAUAAGGCUCACUGUCUGUUCUUCGCUGCUGAGACCAGCCCCAGUAAUCAGCACGUCCUUCUGCACUGUAAAGGUCCUGGAGCCCCUACUGUGAUCUUGCACAGCCUCAACAACGCAAAUUACUACGUCCUUGAGAACAAUUCCUUGCUCAAGGCUGCCUUGAAGCACAAACGGAUUCAUCAAACUGAAUUUACAGCAGUUCAGAUGGAACAUUUUGACUUGCCUCUGAAGAUUUCUUACCCACCAGACUUCUCCGAUUCUCGUCACUACGGCCUGCUCUUGAUAGUUGACGGCUCCCCCGGUGGCCAGGCGGUGAGUGAGCGCUACCAGCUGGACUGGGACUCGGUGCUGGUCAGCUCAGACAGCGUGAUCGUGGCUCGCCUGGACGGCCGGGGCAGCGGCUUCCUGGGCCAGAGGAUCCUGCAUGAGGUCCACCAGCGUCUGGGGACCGUGGAGGUUCAGGAUCAGAUCGCAGCUGUCGAAUACAUGAUGAAGUUCCCUUAUAUUGAUCGGACACGGAUAGCAGUUUUUGGAAGGGGUUAUGGAGGCUAUAUUACACUAAUGAUGCUUAAAGCAACAGACAAGCUUUUUAAAUGUGCAGUUGCUAUGUCACCAGUCACAGACUGGAAACUCUACGCCUCAGCGUUCUCCGAGCGCUACCUCGGCAUGCCGCUACGGGACGACAGCAGAUAUCAGUUCUCCAGUGUUUUGCAGAACGUGCAGUCUCUUAGAGAACAGACCCUAAUGCUGGUCCACGGCACUGCAGAUGCCAACGUUCACUUCCAGCAUUCUGCAGAGCUCAUCAAGAACCUUGUGAAAGUUGGAGCAAACUACUCGAUGCAGAUGUACCCAGACGAAGGCCACUUCCUGUCUCAGAGGAGUCGACAGCACCUGUCCGCCACGCUCACCAGCUUCUUCAGGGCCUGUCUCCAGGAGGACGUCCUGCCCGAGGAGGAGGAGGAGGAGGAGGAAGAGGAGUAGCACACCUUCAGCAGGACUCUCCACACUGGAAACCCUGGGAGACCUCUAGGCUUUUGCCACAUGGACCAAGUAUUGAUACAGAGACAAUGAGAACAGCUGAUAUUGAUGCUUUGUGACGUGUGUGCGAAGUGUGUGUGUGUGUGUGUGUGUGUGUGUGUGUGCGUGCGUGAAAGUUGGCGGAACAGCGGUUUGUUUGAAUUUGAAACUUUGACGUUUGCCUGUGUCUGUGUGUUUGGGAGUACCUGCGUGUGUGUAUGUGCAUGUGUGCAUGCAUGUAUGUGCGU
Hypomesus transpacificus is the source of this 2567-nucleotide messenger RNA. Its product is annotated as inactive dipeptidyl peptidase 10-like. The coding region runs from base 1 to 2283 and encodes 760 amino acids. Gene Ontology annotation, molecular function: dipeptidyl-peptidase activity; serine-type peptidase activity. Lineage: Eukaryota; Metazoa; Chordata; Actinopteri; Osmeriformes; Osmeridae. The transcript is spliced from 26 exons. Gene Ontology annotation, biological process: proteolysis. The record is from RefSeq and is a predicted model, not a curated record.